AUGAACUCACCUCCCCGUAACAUUCCUGCUGCAUUGCAUUACCCCGACGACAUCGCUGAGUAUGUGCCGGUACCAAGGCUGACAAGAAACCCCCAAGUAGGUGCCAACGAACUUGUUCGUCAUACGGAACACCAGUACAAGGAUGAAUUGGCGUUCUGCGAGGCCAAGAUUGAAGAGAUGAUCCAGUCUGGUUUGGACUUGCGCUAUGAGGCCUAUCGGAAACUGUUCAAGAUCAACAAGGAAUGGCGCCGAACUGGAUACCCACCCUUGCCUGCCUAUGUCUAUGCCGAUGACAUUUUUGGCAUCCUUUGGGUUCGAUACAAGUUGGAGGAUGGCAGUCGCUCCAUGCUUCCAUUCGAAAACCACUUCAUCGACAUGUACAUCUUUGAGAAUCUGUUCAAGUUGAAGCUGAUGCUACCGGACCCAUGGACAGAACCCUGUUCAACCACUCUCUUUUGCCAGAUCUGGGGGUACGACGAAGAUGCAUACAUCCAGCGUUACCACCGUUGGUUGGGUGAGAUUGACUUGCUGACAGAGCAAGUUGAUGCGCCCAGCGAUGACGAAGAUGAAGUCAACAUGGGAGGCAUUAAUCUUGGCAAGAUUGAGGCGCUGUUGGACAAGGAAGACACAGUGGACGAUGAUCUUUCCGGUGUCCUUCCCGAAAACCUUUUCAGGCCUGGCGAUGUCUAUGACACUGACCAAACCAACCACACUGCCGAUGACGAAGAUGACCUUGUGGGCCUCGAGCCCGAAGAUUUCCCCCUAGAGGCCUCUGAUGAAUCCAACGAGGAAACCAACCAAGGAUUCAGUGAAGAAGCCAGUGAAGAAGCCAGUGGGAAAGCCAGUGAAGGAGCUAGUGAAGGAGCCAGUGAAGGAGCCAGUGAAGGAGCCAGUGAAGGAGUCGCCAUUGGAACCAGCGGUAGUGACUCCAGUCCGUCCAGCGGUAGUGGCACGUCGAGUCCGUCUCAAGAGGCCAUUGAUGAGAUCUUGCUGCGUCCAAUUUCUUGGGGAAGCUUUUCCCAGGUGGCAGCUGACUCUGAUAGCAAAGACGAAAGCAAAGAGGAAGAAGUCCAAGAGGAAGAGGUCCACGAGGAGGAAGAAGACGACGCAAGGUUGGUUGCCAAGAAGAGAAGCACUUCGAACUCUGACACUGAGACAAAUGAUUCCACUGACGAUGAGAGUCCCACCAAGAAACAGAAAAGCAGCGAUGGUGACACUGGCGAGGAAGAAGGAGCGACAAUCAAUGGCGAAAAUAACAGCGAUGGUGAGGAUGGAGAUAUUGGCGAGGAUGGAGAUAAUGAAGGCACCGAUGUGCCUUCUGGCAUUGAGAUUCUGUGCACUGGUAGCUUUUCUUAUUGA
Seminavis robusta is the source of this 1359-nucleotide messenger RNA. NCBI's taxonomy places the organism in Eukaryota, Bacillariophyta, Bacillariophyceae, Naviculales, Naviculaceae. The record is from the annotation of a GenBank genome assembly.